Micropterus salmoides (largemouth bass) is the source of this 2745-nucleotide messenger RNA. Its product is annotated as coxsackievirus and adenovirus receptor homolog. The coding region runs from base 41 to 556 and encodes 171 amino acids. The transcript has 4 exons. The record is from RefSeq and is a predicted model, not a curated record. Lineage: Eukaryota; Metazoa; Chordata; Actinopteri; Centrarchiformes; Centrarchidae.
UGCCAGACAUUUGGAUGUAGUAUCUGCAUUCAGGGCCACUAUGUUCAGACACAGCUGCAGUCGUUUGAGGUUGGCUUUCUUCCUCAGUUGUCCACCUUGGUUGUCCGCCUUCUUCUUAUUCACUGCAAGUCUCUUGAGCACAGAAUUGAAAUCCACACGUGGGGUGCAGGUGACGUCCACCGGCACACAGACCAUCCAAAAGGCAGAAGGAGAGAGUGUGACUCUGGGCUGCAGUUACACACUGAGCCCUUUGGACACUGGAGAACUUGACAUUGAAUGGUCUUUGGUCAGUCAAGACACCACGCAGAAAGAUCAGAUGCUCCUAUCCUAUACCAGCGGCACUAAAUACAUCCAUGGUGACCACGCUCCUACACAAGGACUCAGCUUUGCUGCUCAGGACCCCUCAAUGGGUGACGCUUCACUCUCAAUUGCUCAGCUGUCACCUGCUCAUAGUGCAACGUACCAGUGUAAAGUGAAGAAAUCACCUGGAGUGGACAUGCACAAGGUGUCACUGGUGGUAAUGGGUAAGACUGGUUCAUGUGUACUGUAUUUUUAAAAUGGAUGGAGGGUUGUUGUGAUGAUAAUGUUUUUGAUAACUAUCAAAGGUGCUGUAGAAUGGAAAACAGUAUUUACAUCAGCAACAAAAGAGAGUUCAGGACAUGAAAAUGACAUACUUCCUACUUCAUAUGUAAAUCUUGCACAUGCAAAUGACCCUAGAAAAACAGGUGAAUGCAAACAAACAGUAGAUGUUACAUAGCAUCUGGGAUUAUUAAAUUUAAAUAUACCAGCCCGAGUUCCAGAGAAGCGGUCGAAUGAGCUCAUCGACAUGGAGGUUGUUUUGUAUGAACAGAAAGUGCUUUUAUGGCUAUGAAGCCACAGUAAAUAUUUUCUGGGUUUCCCUCUGAUGUCCUCAGAUUGCUCUGCCUCAACUCUGUGAUUUAUGAAGUUUCCUGAUGAACAGAUUUACUUGUUGCUAAUGCUACAGUAACUGCUAGCUGUUGCUAAUGGUAGCUGCUGUUACCUGACUUCCGGUGACAUCUGACUUCUCGUGCCACAGAAAGUGGCAGCACGACACAGCAGCUCCCUCUUACUUUUCCUAGUUUUUAACCUUUCUUAUAUUUUAACUUUUUACUUAUGCACUAAUUGACACUUUAUUUAUUUGCACAUUCUAGCCUUUUUCUUUUGUAAAUAGGACUACGUUACACAAACAAUGGACACAGCGACCACCAAACAACGAAACACCGGAGUCUACUCAUGUGAAGAGCUCUUACAGCAUCGGGAUCGACCUGUUGCAUGUCCAAAUGAGAUCCCAGUGAAGUUAAGGAUAAGAAGAUGAGGAUGUCGUGCUGGCAUGACGGUGAGGAACAAGAAGACGGGGAGUCAGUGGAGAUACAAGCCAUGUCUUCCCUUGGUCGUCAUGGGGAACUUCUGCUCACUGACGAACAAGAUGGAUGAACUCUCGGCUCUGGUCAGCUGGCAGCGAGAGUAUCGGGAGUGCCGCAUGUUAUGUCUGACUAAAACUUGGCUGAAUGGGAAAACACCAGAUUGCUCAGUGGAACUAGUUCGAGCAGAUAGGAAGAAACAGAGUGGUAAGAAGUUGGAAGGAGGACUUGCUGUAUCCAAAUGGUGUAACCCAGGACAUGUUACCACAAAGGCAGAAAUCUGCACGCCGGAUGUUUAGGUGCUGGCUGUCGGGUUGAGACAAUACUUACCUGCCUCAAGAGAUCUGAGACGCCAUUGCCAUCACUGUUUAUAUUUCAACGUUGGCAGUGGCGGCGCACGCUUGUGACGUCAUCCAUGGGCGAAGGCUUUUGCGUCGCCGGCAGCACCCACUCCAGCUCACCUCCCCCUCCUAACGAACAGCUCUCUUAUCUGCCCUCCCUCCCCUCCAUCUAAAUGUUCUCCCUCCACAACCCUUCCUCUGCCUUCCCCCCUCCCGUUUCUCCCCUCCCCUCCGCUCCCCUGCCCCUGCACCCCAGUCAUCACAACCAGGAUCAACCCGGACAUCAGGUUCUGUAAGGACAGGAUCAUCCCCACCAAAAGGAUAUGUUGCUUCCCCAAAAACAAGCCCUAGAUCAAUAGAGACAUCAUAUCUCUGUUGAGCAAGAAAAAGAUUGCUUUCACGGCAUGGUACAAUGAAGAGGCCAAGAAAGCAAUCCAGAGGGAGCUGAAGAGAGAGCCGAGGUGGGCUAAGGAUUCAGGGGAAGCUACAGCAGAACAACAGCAAUGAGGUGUUGGGGGGGGGGGGGCAUCACAGGUAUGACCAGACCAGCAGGAGCAGCUUAGGGGACAAAGGGCCGAGCCAACGAGUUAAACCAGUUUUCCAACAGGUUUGACUUAACCACGCUCUCCCCACCUCCUCAAGUAGCCUUCAACUUUCUUUAGCAAAUAUCUCCAUUCUUCUUGCUAAUGUUGAAUCUGAAUUAAAUGUUGGGUAAUUUUUGGUCUCUGUAAAUUAUAUUAAACAGAGUGCUCUCUAGAUCUUCUUUAUAUAAAAAGUGCAAUGAGAUGACUUUUGUUAUGAAUUGGCGCUAUAUAGAUAAAACUGAAUACAUUUGAAAUAACAAACCUGGAUUUAAACAUUUACCUAGCCAGGUAAAACUCCUGAAUUCCACAGUGAAAACAAAUAUUGUGCUUAUUGUAGAAAGACUCAUAAAAUACUUAAAAUGAAAUAAUAAACUUUAUAUUGAUGUCAAAAUGUGUAUCUACAAUAACUAAUCCUCAGUUUCACUGCUCAUGCCUAAG